Messenger RNA from Plenodomus lingam JN3, 186 nucleotides. Lineage: Eukaryota; Fungi; Ascomycota; Dothideomycetes; Pleosporales; Leptosphaeriaceae. The record is from RefSeq and is a predicted model, not a curated record.
AUGGAACAAAGUGACCAAGUAACUUUCAACACAAUGAAGCUCCAUCUACUGGUACCAAGAAACAAUUACCCGCCCGUUGUCCCCUUACCGAGCGCACCAUUUGCGCUCAUCAUCCCACCUUCGUGUCAGCAGGCGGCUGUUUGUCUUCGGCCGACCAACCAGCUACCAACACUCGUAUUCAAAUAA